AUGGCCGUGAGAAAAGCGCGUGCGGGUCGUCCUGCACGUGCUGCACAAGUUGAAAGACAUUCCCUUCGCUCAUCCCUAGUGAAGUCCUCAAGGACCAAUCCGACAAGGACUGGCCGUCAGGGGGUAACACAGCAAAGUCUCAACCAGCCUGACGAACCGCUCUUGCCAAGAUUGAUGUCAUGGCCCGACACCCUUGCAGCGGUUGAAGAGCAAUCCCUUGAAACCCAGGUACAAAGAUACAAAGAAUGGAAACGAAAUGGAUCGGCGCACGAAGAUUACUGCCGCGUUUGUCAAGCGCACGGGGGAAGACUUGAGCCUUGCUUAACCUGCCGGCUCGCGUUCCAUGCCGAUUGUAUUCCAGCAGGAUGGCUGCGUGAUUCCCAAGAUUCACUUGUUUGUCCAAUCUGCGUCCGUCGCGGUUGGCAUACCACUCCUCCUACAUUGUCACCACCAGCUUCACCACCGCCAGAAGAACGGAAUGAUCCAACAUCUGCAGCUCCGACUACGUCAGCUCCUCACCCCGACACGAAUUCGUCAUCCAAUACACAUCCUCAUAGUAGCGCCUCAGACGGGCCCUUGGGCGUCUCUUCCAUACAACAAGCUCCAACGGGUGAUAGACAUGAUGUACCACCGAGUGGCCCUACUGCUCCCAAACGACUGUAUGAGCUCCUUGGCAAUGAUGAUGAAGCUACGGAAGAUAAUGUGGCAUCUCAACGACUGCGACGUCAGCGCAAGUCUCGUUAUACGAACCUACCAACGGAAGUAGAUACAGCCCUGUCAGUCCUAUACCGAGAGCUCGAGUCGAACAAAUCCCUUAGGAGAGAAGUAGAGGAACUCCGAAGCGAGAAUACCAAAAGUAAUCAAACUAUCAGGAUCCGCGAUCUUAGUAUCAUCGCCUUACGCAGAGAACUGGACUAUCGGCGAUCUUCAGAUCAGGAGAUAGAAACACUGCGAGCAACGGCGACUCAACUCGAGAAUGCAAAGAAGGAAAUUCAGGAGCUACGGGCAAGAAACGAAGCCCUGAGUGCGGAAUUACAAACUUGGAGAAAUGACACAGCAGAAGCUCAGGCUCUUGUGCGAGAUUGGAAGGCUAAGCUUUCACAACUCAUUGGAGAUUGA
Molecule: messenger RNA, 1119 nt
Organism: Aspergillus costaricaensis CBS 115574
Lineage: Eukaryota; Fungi; Ascomycota; Eurotiomycetes; Eurotiales; Aspergillaceae
Product: PHD finger protein
Exons: 2
Coding region: 1-1119 (372 amino acids)
Source: RefSeq, a predicted model, not a curated record